CCUUUCCUCUCACCAAGCAACCAAUGGCGAAGCCCAGUGACUAAGGCCAAUCCCGGGCAUCAUUCGAAUGUGGCCUGUCUUUAUCAAUGUCCCCGUCCAGAUGUCCAGAUGCUUCUUAUGUAUGAUAUGUAAGGGGACCUGCAUCAGUUGGAGGCAGCGUCUCACACUGCGCGGACCCGUGGCCAGGCUCAUUAUGGCGGCCGAGAGGUCAUCAAGAAGGUCCUGACUGGAUCUUAUUGGAGUUUGCUGAGACCGAAUCUUCCCAUGGAUCCAAAUAUCCAAAAUUCUUUCCUGUUCAACAACAGCCUCAACCAGUUUACCAGCGAGAUUAAGGCGCCAGUAUGCCAGUACUCGGUACCAAAUUCGUUCUACAAGCUCAAUUCGGGCCUCAGCAGCCAGAUGCCACCGGGGACUCCGCAUGGCAUCAGUGACAUUCUGAGCCGCUCCAUGGUGGGGGUGGGCUCUACAGGCACGACCAACACUUUACUCCCCGGCUACUCUACCGUGGGGGGUUUUGGCGCACCUGUCUCCAGCACGUCCAUGUAUUAUGGCCGAGACUACAGCUCCACCUUGAAUGCUUUGACCAAGACCGGCACCGAGUGCCCCAUGAAGGGUCGCGGCUUUAGCUGCUGGGCCGAAAGCAACUGCGACUGGAGAGGAGGCAAGCAGCAGUGCGCCAACAGUGGUCCUUUGGGGGAGAUGUCAGGUCAGAAGAAGCACACCAGGCCAACCUUCAGUGGACAUCAGAUCUUUGCGCUGGAGAAGACUUUUGAGCAGACUAAAUAUUUGGCAGGGCCUGAGCGGGCCAGACUGGCUUAUUCUUUGGGCAUGACUGAAUCUCAAGUCAAGGUUUGGUUCCAAAACCGCCGCACCAAGUGGAGGAAGAAGAGCGCGUCCGAGCCUAGCUCCACGCAAGCCCACUCGGGGCAGGCCGGGGAGACCUCGGACAACGAGGUGGAGGACGAGGAGUACAACAAGCCCCUGGAUCCAGACUCUGACGACGACAAGAUCCGUUUACUUUUGCGCAAACACCGCAGAGCUUUCUCAGUCCUGCGCCUCGGGCCUCAUCACGUUUGAAGCAUGCUGGUAUAGAUACACAUCUAACAACGGGUGUGCAGAGUUGGGGCAACUCACAGUGUCACACAUCCACCGGUCAAUGAAAAUUUUGAAUGACGGUGUGCCAAUACAACUAUUGGCUGUUUGGGCAUCCAUCAAGCUAAAAAAUUUCCACUCCCCAACCGACUAAAUAAUCUUCUGGGGCAUAAUACGCGGCCAAUCACCCCGGGCAUCUAGCAAGUUUCACACGCCACUGACUUGCACCUGCAUGCAAAGCAUUUAUUUGUGUCGAAUGAUCACAAGCAUGAUCAAAGAAGAUCCUGUGAAGACAUUCGCAUCCAUAAAAGACUGCAAAAAGUUGUAGAACUGAUAUUCAUUGCAAGUUUUUCUCUGCUAUACACAAACAGCUUCAUUACCUCAAUUCCAGCACAACAUGACACAUACAGCUAGCUACAAGAUCUAUUAUGGGUGUUGUAGAAAAUGGUUAAGCACCAUGUAACAAGAACACGUAUUGAAUCUCUGCCACAGCAACUUUAUGUUAUAGGAACUGCAUUAAACAUUGUUCAACUUGAAAAGGCAGAUGUUUGAAACAAAUCUUGUAUUACAUCUAUUUAAGCUCUGCAGUUAAACCAAAUGUUGUGGUUGGUGAUGUAGACUAUAGAUUAUAUAAAAACUGUUAAUUGUAAAUAAACACAUAUGUAUUGCAUUAUUACUACAGUUAAGAAAACUGUGCCGAAUCAAAUAACUUGGGAGUUUUUGCAGCAGAGGCCGCGUGACAAACAACAUUAUAGCUAAUGUAAUCCCUGCCCUUCUUUUUAAAUUUUUUAAAUCCAGAUGUAUUAAAAUCAAACUUGGCAACACGGUGCAAUGAUGGUUAGCAAUUCUGCCUCAGAGGUGAGAAGUUCUGGGUUCAAAUCCCUCCUGGUCCUCUCCUAAGCUCUCGGGAUGAGUGUAUUUUGGCCCAAUUGUGUCAUUUCUCAUAUUUUUAAUGUCCGUCCUUGCAGGUGACAGUAUAAAUAAAGCGAGCUUGUUGUUGCCCAUGUGCGGUGUAUGGCCGAAUUUAAAGAAAUCAAUACAAGCUCACCAGCUCAUUGAUCAAAUAGUCUCUGUGAUUCCACAUAAGUCGCAAUGCUGUAUGGAGGAGAAAUUUCCGGAAAACAUAAAUUUCGAACGUCAUAAACUAAAUUUAUGGGCAUGUAUGUAGUACAUCCACAUAAACAUAAUGGAUUGUUUUUUUUUAAUUAUUCACUGUUGAAAUUUUGCAGCUAAUUGUAUCUUAAAUUGUAUCUUGUAUCUUAUCAUCUUGCACACACACAUUCAUAAUCAUAAUACAAUAAUAAUGACAUCAACUAAGAAAACAAAAAAAGAACCCUUGUUGGACAUUUGUCAUCUUCUGCAUGCCUGUGAAGGCUGCUGAACCAGACCCAAAACCUAUUUAUAGAAUCCUCUCAAGUAAUUAGGUCAUUAGGGUGCAACAAGACUGAAGUUUUUCCUAAAAUAAAGCCCAUCCAUUCCUCUUUCUUUUGUAGCUCCUCAAAUACAAAGAGCAACAUGCUACUAAGUGUUAUGUGGAAUAAAGCACUUAGUAUUUCAGGGUUCACUGUUUUUUCUCGCCCCAAAUGCAAUCACUUAAUCUAAUUUUAGGUUCCAUUUUCAGAGGGAAGAAACAUCAAUUUGUGCAUAUAAUUUCAAAUGUAGUGACAGUGACUUUUUCUUUAUUACACUUAAAGAAAUUAUGUUGUUAUAAGAAAUGUUAACAGUUUUGCAAUGGCAGAGAAAGAAAUUAAAGAAGAAAAUUAAAAACAGUUUCAUUUUUCAACACACGUGUCUGAAUUUUGAGCGCUUAAAAGCACUUUUCACUUUUUUAUGUGAAUUUUAAAAAAGAAUACUUGUUACAUGCUUUCAACGAAUCAUACUACAGUACAGUGUCUCCCCCCCAUUCUG
Syngnathus typhle (broad-nosed pipefish) is the source of this 3000-nucleotide messenger RNA. It is a transcript of the gene nkx6-3, whose product is annotated as NK6 homeobox 3. Gene Ontology annotation, molecular function: RNA polymerase II cis-regulatory region sequence-specific DNA binding; DNA-binding transcription factor activity, RNA polymerase II-specific. Gene Ontology annotation, cellular component: nucleus. NCBI's taxonomy places the organism in Eukaryota, Metazoa, Chordata, Actinopteri, Syngnathiformes, Syngnathidae. Bases 265 to 1077 code for a protein of 270 amino acids. Gene Ontology annotation, biological process: regulation of transcription by RNA polymerase II; cell differentiation. The transcript has 4 exons. The record is from RefSeq and is a predicted model, not a curated record.